ACAACAGCAAAAACGUCCAACUGAGCCGAAUUUCACAACAAACCAACAUUUCGCAGGCGUAGAUUACAAUCGUCUUUCCACACGAAUUCGAUACAAUUUCUGUGUACAGUUUUGUGGCAGCGAACGCGCGAUUACAUCACUCUACGACCCGAGCAGUAACUUGCAAAUGCAAUGAACGACAUUCGCCGCCUGAAGGAGCAACAGCGCGAAAAACAUCCCGGCUUUGCGCCGUACCUGGAGUGCAUGACCCGGUCCCUGUUCACCGGACUGGCCACCUUUUGCUUGGGAUUCUCCACGACGUACUUUCUGCAGAAGCUCGUCUCGAAGCGGUUGCCCUAUCCGUUGAAGACCAGCAUCCUGAUUUCGACGUUGGUUGCGACGGGAGCGGCCUACAAGGUGACCGCCGAUCGGACCAGCUCCUGCCAGGCAGGGUGGAUGGCCGCAGAGGGCAAGUUCACAGCGCUGUCGAACGUUGAGGAAGGUGGUGAAGGGGAGGUUCGGCAGGAGGAAUUGUCGUAA
Culex pipiens pallens (northern house mosquito) is the source of this 519-nucleotide messenger RNA. Its product is annotated as transmembrane protein 141. The transcript is spliced from 2 exons. The record is from RefSeq and is a predicted model, not a curated record. The coding region runs from base 172 to 519 and encodes 115 amino acids. NCBI's taxonomy places the organism in Eukaryota, Metazoa, Arthropoda, Insecta, Diptera, Culicidae.